Messenger RNA from Astyanax mexicanus (Mexican tetra), 4908 nucleotides. RefSeq names its product purine-rich element binding protein Ba (gene purba). Gene Ontology annotation, cellular component: nucleus. Bases 340 to 1308 code for a protein of 322 amino acids. The record is from RefSeq and is a predicted model, not a curated record. Gene Ontology annotation, molecular function: purine-rich negative regulatory element binding; RNA polymerase II transcription regulatory region sequence-specific DNA binding; DNA-binding transcription factor activity, RNA polymerase II-specific. Lineage: Eukaryota; Metazoa; Chordata; Actinopteri; Characiformes; Acestrorhamphidae. The transcript has a single exon. Gene Ontology annotation, biological process: regulation of transcription by RNA polymerase II.
AUAGCGAGGGUGGGAUUAUGGCUUUGAUGGGCUCGGGUUUCGUCCAAUGACUGCAGAGGAAUUGAGUGACUGACAGCUGCCUAACCAAUGGGAUUGACGCUAAUCCAGUGCUACUGCUUGAGUUCGUGCAACCCUGUGAAGCGCUAUGAAACGGGACACCUCCGAGCGCUGAGCGGACUGAGAAGUUGAUCGACACGAGUAUUGUCCAAUCACAGCACUGAGAUUGAAUGACUGACAGCUGCUUAUCCAAUAGUGUUUCGGGAAUUGAGAGCGAGAAGGCGGGAGGAGGGGGAGCAGUAAAGCUGCGCAGGAGGACGCAGGAGCAGCUCCUGGCUGGUGAUGGUGAAGAUGGCGGAUGGGGACAGUGGGAGUGAGCGCGGUGGAAGCAGUGGCGGCGGAGGAGGGGGUGGAGGCGGCGGCUUUCCGCACUUCCAGCGGGACCAGGAGACCCAGGAGCUGGCCUCCAAGCGGCUGGACAUCCAGAACAAGCGCUUCUACUUGGACGUGAAGCAAAACUCGAAGGGUCGGUUCAUCAAGAUCGCUGAGGUCGGCGCUGGGGGCUCGAAAAGUCGGCUGACACUUUCCAUGUCGGUCGCGGCGGAGUUCCGCGACUACCUGGGGGAUUUCAUAGAGCACUACGCCCAGCUGGGGCCCAGCACCGCGGAGCAGAUCGCUCAGUCUUCGGGCGGAGAGGACGGCGGGCCUCGGCGGGCCUUGAAGAGCGAGUUUCUGGUGCGGGAGAACCGUAAAUACUACCUCGAUCUGAAGGAGAACCAGCGGGGGAGGUUCCUCCGGAUCCGCCAGACCGUCAACCGCGGGCCCGGCUUCGGGGUCGGCGGCGGAGGAGGCGUGCCCGGCGGGGGCGUGCAGUCCGGCCAGACCAUCGCCCUCCCGGCUCAGGGACUGAUCGAGUUCCGCGACGCGCUGGCCAAGCUGAUCGACGACUACGGCGGCGAGGACGACGAGCUGGUCGGCGGAGGAGGCUGCGGCGGCGGCGGAGGCUACGGGGAGCUCCCCGAGGGCACGUCGAUCACGGUGGACUCCAAGCGCUUUUUCUUCGAUGUGGGCUCCAACAAGUACGGGGUGUUUCUGAGGGUGAGCGAGGUCAAGCCCAGCUACAGGAACUCCAUAACGAUACCGUUCAAAGCCUGGAGCAAGUUCGGGGGCGCUUUCUGCCGCUACGCCGAGGAGAUGAAGGAGAUCCAGGAGAGGCAGAGGGAUAAGAUGUACGAGAGGAGAGGAGGUGGAGGUGGAGGUGGAGGAGGAGGUGGAGAGGAGUCGGAGGGAGACGACGUUGACGAUGACUGACCAACCGGCCGAUUAAUCGACUGACUGGUCGAUUGAUCGAUCGAUCCAGUCAGCUGGUCUGUUGUUAUUGUGUUUCUGACAACUCCGCGAGGCGAGAAAAGAAAAUAAAAGAAUAGAGAUGGGUCAUCCAGGUCCAGACAGUGGCAAAAAACAACCAAAAAUCCAGCCCAGGAUUUGGCUCCAGCUGCCCGGACCUGGGUCACCCAUCUCUGAUGAUGAUGAUGAUGAUAAUAAUAAUAAAAAAAAAUAAUAACGUGCAUGACGAAUCGAACUUUAGUGCUAAAAAAGAAAACUAUGGCGAAUAAAAGUUGUAAGACUGAGAAAACGAAUAAAAAAAAACAUAAAAGUUCUUGUUAAAAGCAGUGUAGAUGAGAUAUAUGGAUGGCUAGCUAGCUUGCUAAACCACUUCUCUAGCUAGCUAACUAAGAAACAUGCCCAUGUGGGAGCCACGCCCUGGAUGGGGUAACUAGCCCAACUGACAACCUGAAAGUUUUGUUCAUGACCUCCAUGUUGGCCUAGCUAGAUGGGACCCAUGUGAGAAUAAGGUGGGCUCUAAUGAUGAGAAACAUUUAUUUAGAAGGCUUAAGUGGUAACCAAACAGAGACCAACUGAGCCCCACAUAUAGAUGUCCACCAGGAUAAGAGAUUAGACCAGGAAGGGUCAAUUAAUGUAGGUUGGCCCCAUGUAGGUUGUAAACUGCUGCAUAUGGGAUCUAGGUAAAUGGGACCCAUGUAAAAUUAGGGCAGGCUGUAAUGAUGGGGAACAAUAAUGGGAAAUCAGCUGGCAAACAAAGUUUUGUUCAUAGUCUUCAUGUUGGCUCCAAACAUGGAUGUCUACCAGGUUCAGUGUUUAGACCUGAAGGGGUUAAACAUGAGCACCAUGUAGCUCAUGUUUAAGCUAGCUGGAUUGUACAUUGCACUCGAGGCAUAGCUAGAUGGGUCCCAUACAAGAAUAAAGUGGGCUUUAUUUACCAGUGACAAAACGUGUGAGUUACAAACCUACUCAGAGCCAACGCCCACACGUGUGAGCCCUAUGAGCAUGUUGGAAGCUGAGCAUGUAGCUAAUGAGCUGCAUUAGAGGCAAAGCCUUCUUGGAGAUUGUUUUGGUGCAACCUAGUGUUAAGUGUUAUGGAGAUUUUUGUUCUAAAAGCAGUGUAGAUGAGCUGACAUGCUAACUAGCUUGCUAUAUCACUUUUCACUAGCUAACAUGUCCAUGUGGGGCCUGUAUGAGUAUCCCAGCUGAGAAUCAGAAAGUUUUGUCUGUGUUAAGACCAGGAUGGUAAAACAUGUACAUUGCUCAUGGGCUCUAGCUUUGGGGAACUCAGCUAACUGGGUCCCAAAGACAUAACAUGUGAAUUAAAAUCUCACUUAGAGCCUAUGUACACCACCCAUGUGAGCCCCACAUGAGCAUGUCAGCAGGGUAGCUAGCUUAGUGGCCUAGUUGUCUGGAAGGUAUUUUUGGUGCAACUGAGUUUAUCUGUUAAAACCCUCCUUAAACUGUUUUUAGUGUGCUCAUGGAGUCAAAUGGUGGGAGUACAGUUUUGUGUACGGGUUACAUGUUGGACCACACAUAUGGAUGCCCAACAGGGUCAGUGGUUAGACCAGCAGGGGUUAAACAUGGAUUCCAUAUAACUAGAUGGGUUGUACAUUGCUAUAUGAGAUUAGGGUGGGCUGUUAUGAUGUUACUUAUUUGGAAAUCCCAACUUGCACACACAAACUCUUACGUGUGCCCCACAUGAGCAUGUUAGCAAGGUAGCUAGCUGCAGUAGAGGCCUAGUCGCCUGGAAGAUCCUUUUGGUGCAACCCGGUUUUAAAUGUUAUGGAUAAAAAAAAAAAGAAACAAGAAACUCCCUUACCCAUUAAAAUCCUUCAAACUGUUCUUAGUGUGCUUAUGAACUCAAAUGGGCGUACAGUAUUACUUGGAGAAAAAAAAAUAAGAAAAAGAGAAAAAAAGAUAAGAGAUUAUUUAGUGUGCUUGUGGUGUGUUAGCUACCAUACCGGACAGAAGACCAGCAUUGAUUGAUUAUAAAGUGACAUGUGGAUUCCAUAGAAAGCCAAUUCAGGAGGUUUCUUUUUGCUGAUGUAUUUAUUACAUUUUGGAUCAAAUUACUGAGUCGUAAGUUGGAUCGUCGUAACUCUUGGGUGCAGUUCAAGCCUCAGCUUGGACAUUUGCAGUAUAUAAAGCCACAUAAUGUGGAACAAUUCAACCAGAAAGGUGCUAUGAACCUCUCACCACCUCCCUUAAGCAUCAGCAGAGGUUUCUUACGUUCUCUUCUUUUAAAAAAAGAAAUCUUAUUUUCUCUUGUCAGGAAAGAACAGACAGGAUUCAGACCUGUCCUAGGGACGAGCGUAUAUACUAAUUCAUUGGAGAAUGUGCUUACAGAGAUGGUGGGGGAUUGACAAAGCACACCAAGCCUACAGGUUGGCCGUAACCUCUGCUGAUUUAGAAGAUACUGAUGAUGCCACCUUGCUCUUAAAUUGCAGUGGUUAUUAUCAUGGAUACUGGGUUUCAUUGUGUUUAAAGGGAAUGACAUUGGCCUGUUUUGGACCAGUGCUUUGGACAUUAUGCAUACAAAGCACUGGUAGUUUAGUAUCAGUCUUGGAUUGAUUGAUUGUCAAAUUAGAAGUUUUUGAAUUAAGAAUAUAAGGAGUGCUUUCAGGCAUUAACUGGAAAAGAGAUGAGAUUAAACUAAAAAAAAAAACACCCAGCAGGGGUUAAAGACUUAUUUUUAAAAAUGAUAUACAGAAAUAUAUAUAGAAAUAUAUUUAUAUAUAGGAAUAUAGAAUCAAUUAUAAAUGCUUCCUGAACAGGCUUAUUUAAACAAAUCUCGGAUGCAAUUAUCCGGUGGGAUAUUUCUUACUGUUGUUUCCUUAACUUUUACUAUGUUCCUUAUGGACGAAAGGCCAUAAGAAUAGAAAAUUAUAGAAUUCAAAAUAGACACUAUUUAAGAUGCUUUAAAUUCAGUUUAGUUUAUAUCAUGUCUCUCUGCCAGCAAAAUAAUUUGACAUACGUUUUUUUUCUCAUCCCCCCCUAAAUAUUUUUUUUGACAUUCUUAUUACCUGUAUUUAAACAAUCACAAGAUAUUAUUUGAUCAUCCAAAACGACAGCCAAAAAAAUCAUCAGUCCACUGCGAUUUUCCGUGGUAUAUUCAAGUGCAUGCCUGUUACAGUUUACAACCGCCCCACUGUUCCCUUUUUAUUGUUUUUUUUAACCUGUCAAAUUACUGUAUUAUCUGUUAACACAAGUUUUAUUUCUCUCAAGAGAAAAAGGAGCAAGCUGUUACUUAAUUUCACAAAAAAAAUGUCACACUUUUUGUUUUCUUUGCACAUUUCUCAGAUCCGAUAUGUGAAACCUUCCUUGAUCCUUUUUCUUUUGGUUUUUGGUUUGAAGCCCUCGAAACAGCAAAGAGUUUGUCAUAAUCCACACCACCGGGAAGCAAUAGUAAUUUUCUACUACUUUUAAAAAUCUGUUUGAGUUUGGACUUCAGUCUUUUCUGUACCGUGUCCUGUGACAAAGGCAGCUGUUCAGUCCAGAUCGUUCUGCUGUACCUAAUUCUCCACAGACCUUUCAACAAUAAAGAAAAAUUCUUUGCUGAGGAAA